Messenger RNA from Chara braunii, 5015 nucleotides. Lineage: Eukaryota; Viridiplantae; Streptophyta; Charophyceae; Charales; Characeae. The record is from the annotation of a GenBank genome assembly.
UCAUAGUUCCGGACUGUACCUGACUACAGUUUCUGGAAGCCUAUGGAACCAAACACGAUGGGGCCACAACCGACCAUGCCCGAGGCAGAUGAGGAGUACAGGACAUCGCCCGACCGAGUACUGAGAGAUCUGAAGGAACGAAUUAGGCAGGGAACACCGCUGAGAUGGUCUGAUCAAACCAAUGACAGAGAGUCCGACGUAAUGGGCGAGCCGGUCAUGACAGAGCCGCAGGAGGGUCUGAAGACUGGGUCCUCGAGCGUUCGACGAGAAGCGACAACACGACGCUCCCCUGAGUAUAAACGGAGGGAAACCCGAGCGGAUAGGCGCAGGGACGACUGGAGAGAGAAUCCGCGAGAUUCCUAUUGGAGGGACAGAGACAGGGAUAGAGCACCACCCCGACGUGUCUUCGACUCCCAGAUGGGGGAGUCACAUCCGCUCCCUUACGAGAGCAAGGAUCGCUAUAUUAUUACGCACAAGGUCUCUAAGCCUCCUACUUUCAAAGGUUAUGGCAUCACAGAAUAUCUGGAGAAGUGGGAGCUUCAUGCAAGCCGGAGUCAGUGGUCGGAGGAGGAAAUUGUGGAAAACUUCCUAUUUAAUGUAGAUCCAAGCCUCGGCAAGGAGGUUAAGGAAGCCCGACCGAAGGAUGGGAGGUGGAUCACGUAUAAGAAGAACCUCGCUGAACUUUACAAGUUGGAGGAUAACAAGUACUCCAUCAAGGACCUUGAAACUAUGACUCAAGAUGAAGAUGAGAGCGUACGGGCAUUUGGGAAGCGUUUCCAAAAGAUUUCUGACGUGCUGAUGAAGAAGGGGAAGAUCUCAGAGGUCGAGCGUUGUACUAUCUUCAUUGGACACCUGUCCAAAGGCAGACAAAAGAGUGUACUCAGAGAUCUCCCUCGCGACAAGCUUGACUUCCCUGGAGUCCUAAAGCUCGCAAUAAAGGCAGAGACAGAUGACUAUAAGGACUUGGUAUGGAGAGGAAUGAGAAGGCGUGAUUUCUCUCUCUAUAAGGAGUAUGCUACUGAUAGAUGUCCCGAUUUCAAGGACUAUACCUGGACGAAAAAGCAUGAAGCCGUGACUGAGGAAGUGAAGGAGAUAAGGGACAUGGUAAAGGGAUUUACAAGACAGGUUACAGAGAUUGUGACCACCACAGGAGCCACGACUUACCGGAACAAACCCGGAGAGUCCUAUUCACUUCGCUGGGACCGGAGGAACACUGAUUCCUGGAGGAGUGUCGAGGAUAAAAAUUCUCGAACGCUGACUGAUUAUCGUACGAGAGAAAGAGAGAGAGACGAUGAGCCAUGGCGGCAUAGGGAUGAUGAUAUAGACCGGGACCGAAGGGCUCGCGAGACGUAUGGGCGAGCUAGGAGACUGGAUGAUUACUCACGCAGCCCUCGAUACGAGGCUGAUGGGGGUAGGAGCGAACCAAGAGGUCGAUGGGAGUCGGACCGGGAGCGACGAGAUGGAUACAGGGACGACGGAUACGAGAGGACAGACCGAGAUGGAUACAGGAGCAGCAGAUAUGACAGAGGAGAUCGAGACGGAGACCGACGAGAUGACUCGCGCGGCUGGUAUGACCGNGAUCGAGACGGAGACCGACGAGAUGACUCGCGCGGCUGGUAUGACCGCGGGGGAUUCCCGAGAGAACAGCGCGACGACUCGCGGGGGUGGUACAAUCGAGGAGAUCGACGCGAUGAGUCACGCGGCGAUACGACUCUGGAGACCGCUGAAACGAUUCACGAGGACGAUAUGGGCAAGGAGGACCUGGAGGAGACCGCCGCAAUGAUUCGUGCGGCCGGAAUGAGAGAGGGGGAUACCGGGACCGAAGGGCUCGCGAGACGUAUGUGCGAGCUAGGAGACUGGAUGAUUACUCACGCAGCCCUCGAUAUGAGGCUGAUGGGGGUAAGAGCGAACCACGAGGUCGAUGGGAGUCGGACCGGGACCAACGAGACGGAUACAAGGACGACAGAUAUGAGAGGACAGACCGAGAUGGAUACAGGAGCAGCAGAUAUGACAGAGGAGAUCGAGACGGAGACCGACGAGAUGACUCGCGCGGCUGGUAUGACCGCGGGGGAUUCCCGAGAGAACAGCGCGACGACUCGCGGGGGUGGUACAACCGAGGAGAUCGACGCGAUGAGUCACGCAGGCGAUACGACUCUAGAGACCGCUGAAACGAUUCACGAGGACGAUAUGGGCAAGGAGGACCUGGAGGAAACCGCCGCAAUAAUUCGGGAUGAUCAUAUCAAGAGAGACUGCCCGGAUCUCAAACGGGCAAUAGAUGAGGGACUUGUCGUGCUUGAUAACUGCAAGUACGUCAAGUGGGCUAAUGACCUGGGAGACGUAUCGAUGUUCCCUUCGAUGAAGGAGAAUGUAGAGGCAAGGAGGGUAAAGCCGAGUAAAGGGAAGGACCCGGUUAGGAGCCAGAGCAUCAAGAUAACCUUCGAAGGAGAUAUGGCGACCACACCUAUAAGGGUGGCAGCUACCAAGUCGACGAGAGGGUCUACAUCUAAGAAGACUGACACGUAUUACGUAAUGGCGGAGAAUGACGGACAGCGGAUCGAUGGAGAGGAGGUUAUUCUUUCGCCGCGAAAGGGGGGAGUGAAGAAGUUCUUGAUGAAGAGUUCGCUGGAUGAGAUUGACACGGUCGAGCCACUGAGAUGGGCUCUUCGGCAGCCCAUACAGUGCUCUAUUCUGGAAUAUCUGGCAGCAUCCAAGCCAGCUCGCGAUGAGUUACAGAUGAUCACACGGAAGACUCGCAUACCUCUCUCAGAGGAGGUUCAAAUGGCCCCUAAGGCAGAUGCUCCUACUGUAGCAGUAUCGGAGGUGACCGCCAGAGCAGAUCGCAUGGCAACAGUCCUUCUUGAUGGGAUGGAAGGUGUACCUCUAGAUAAGUAUUACAUACUUGGAAGUGGGACCGUGGAGGCGAUCUUAAACGACAAAGCGGUCCUAGAUGAUGUGAUCGACAACGACAGUGAAGCUGUCAUUAUAGACGAGGAUCUGGCAGAGCAAGUUGGACUGGGACUCGAUAGGUCAUACUUAUUCGAGAUAGAGACGGCUGAUGGGAGAAAGCAACAGAUCACAGAAGUUUGUCACAAGGCAGCCAUAGAAGUCCAAGGGGUACGAGUGAUCCUACCAGUCUUUGCAGUCAAGAAUUGCAGCUCAAACCUACUCUUAGGACGGACGUGGUUGAGCCAUGUGCAUGCGGUGACUAUAGAGCGACCGGACGGUAGCCAGACAUUGUCCAUUAAGAAGCUAGAUGGGACACGGGUAAUGAUUGAAACGGUGGAGCCUCGAGACCCGAGGAACAGGGCAGCUCUCGCUGUAGAAGCAGGACCCAGUGAUCGUAUUAAGUCAUUACCUAUCUCCGGCCGCGCGGUGCGAUUUCGCGAGAAGAAGUAUGGACCUCUGCUCUCAGAAGAAGAAGGCCGGAUUGUAGAAGUGGAAGAUUUAGGGAUGCAAUUCCUCAAGGAAGAAUUUAAAGAAGGGGGCAAAAUUCUAGGUGUGUCAUUCUUUGAGGACGAGACGGACCGACCGUUCAUAGUAUCUACGGACGCCGGACCGUGUUCGGUUGGGGGAUUGCUUUCUCAAAAGGAUGCUGAUGGCAAGGAAAGGCCAUUGAGGUUCGAAAGCCGAACACUCAACACUGCAGAGAGUAACUACAGUCAGUUUAAAAAGGAAGUGUUGGCUGUUCUACGGUGCUUAGAUACCUUUAGGCAUUACAUAUACGGGAGACGAUUCAUUCUUAGGGUAGACCCUACAACUGUAGCUUCAGUCCUACAAAAGGAUUUCAGUUUGACGGAUCCUACGAUCGCACGAUCGGUGAUCAGAAUUCGACUUUAUGAUUAUACUGUAGAGAGGAUUUCAGAGGCGAAGAACACUGUAGCUGAUGGACUUUCGCGAAUUCCCAUCGAGGCAGAGCGGCUGAUAUCGGUUGCUGCCCUGACUAUGGCCGAGCCUAGACGAACGGAUCGCUUCCUAGUUAAUCUUUAUGGAGGUAAGUACCGCGCUAUAGGACUGCAUUUAUCAGGAGAAGAAAACUCUGAUUUGGACAUUCGAGGACAGGCGACACAGUACUGCCUUAGUGCUGGGCAUUUGUUUCAUCGACCUGUGGGAGCAGGGAUGCCUCUUCGGGUGAAUUGUGACCCAGAGGAGAAACAGUUCAUAGUAGCCGAGUUACAUGACGAUAUAGUCGGAGGACAUAGAGGAGUAAAGGGGACAUACGAGAAGGUUCACAGACUAUAUUGGUGGGAAGGACAGUACAAGGACGUUGAAAAAUACUGCGAAACUUGUGAGGACUGCCAGAAGAGGUCCCUUAUCAGAUAUAAGGAGUCGCUUCACCCUUCAUACCCUACUAGACCAGGAGAGAAAGUCCAUAUUGAUCUGGUGAAGAUGCCGAAGGGUGUAGGGAACAUGAACUAUGUAGUGAACAUCAGGGAUGAUUUCACUGGUUUCGUCGAUGGUAAGCCUAUCAGAACGAAGGCCGCGAGAGAAGUCAAAAACUUCGUCUUGGAAUAUCUGUCUAGAUACGGGUGUGUCAGUAAGAUCGUGAUGGAUAGAGGAGCAGAGUUCCUAGCAGAUGAGGUACAGAGUGUAUUCAAGAAAGCAGGAGCUAGAGUGUCUAUAGCUACUGCUUAUCACCCUCAGUCCAAUGCGCCUGUAGAGCGGGGUCACCAGUCAUUGAUAGCGUCACUUUCCAAGUGGUGCAGAGGAAAGGAUAGUGACUGACCGAAGUAUUUCAGGUAUGCGAUAUGGGCCGACAAUGUCACAGUCCGAGCUAGUACGGGCUACCCUCCUUAUACCCUAUGGUUUGGAAGGCACUGUCCUCUGCCCAUAGAGUUUCACGCUGACAGUUGGACUACGGUUAACUGGACAGAUAACAUGACACGAGAGGAAUUACUGGCAGCCAGGACUUGACAGAUAGCUUACGGACUGGAAAACAAUCUCAUGACCGCUGCUGAUCGACUAGCAGUGGAAAGAGAGAAAAGCAAAGUGAGAUGGGAUAAAGACUUCAGAAUCAG